Molecule: messenger RNA, 3162 nt
Organism: Alternaria atra
Lineage: Eukaryota; Fungi; Ascomycota; Dothideomycetes; Pleosporales; Pleosporaceae
Exons: 1
Coding region: 1-3162 (1053 amino acids)
Biological process (GO): isoleucyl-tRNA aminoacylation
Cellular component (GO): cytosol
Molecular function (GO): isoleucine-tRNA ligase activity; tRNA binding; ATP binding
Source: RefSeq, a predicted model, not a curated record
AUGCUAACCCCAACACGCAUCCUCCGCGCAUCAUGGUCAAACACCCUCCGACUACCAAAAUCUAGUUUUCCGCCGCGACCGUUAGCGUCAACGAAUCCCACCUAUCUCAAACGAUGCACCGAUGACCUGUAUGCGUGGCAGGCAAGCCCCGAACGCGUUCUACGUUAUGGACACCUGGAGAAGCGGUUGAAUGGACAUAACGGCGAGAAAGAAGGCAGUACGCCUAGGGAGAGUUUUACUCUGCAUGAUGGACCACCGUACGCCAAUGGGCCACUGCACAUUGGGCAUGCAUUGAACAAGAUCACAAAGGACAUCAUCUGUAGACACCAGAUUGGACAAGGAAAGAAGGUAUCAUAUAUCCCUGGAUGGGAUUGUCAUGGUCUGCCUAUCGAAAUCAAGGCUCUCCAGGCGCAAAAGAAGGAUGCGGCGCAAGCAGAUCCUGUAAGCGUGCGCGACGCUGCGCGCGAGUUGGCGACUCGGACAAUUGAAGAACAGAAGAAGGGCUUCAAAGAAUGGGCUGUCAUGGGCGACUGGGACAACGCAUACCAGACGAUGGAACGAGGUUUCGAGAUCAGGCAGCUAGAGGUGUUCAAGAGCAUGUUUGAAAAGGGCUUGAUCUAUAGGCAGUUCAAGCCGGUAUACUGGAGCCCAAGCUCAAGAACAGCGCUUGCGGAAGCCGAAUUGGAAUAUGACGAGGGACAUAAGAGCUUAGCUGCUUUUGUUCGGUACCCGGUGCACCUGUCGGAGGCAUUGAAGAACGGAGCGCUGAAGGAUGUAAACAGCGAGGUUAGUGUAGUCAUCUGGACAACCACACCCUGGACUUUACCCGCGAACAAGGCGAUCGCGGUGCACAAGGACAUGCAGUAUUGCGUAGUCAGAGACAUUGAGGAAAACGGCGAGCUGAUUCUGAUCGCUGUUUCACGAGUAGCGGAAUACGAGAAGAUCCUGGAACGGAGGCUCGAAGUCGUCGUAGCAGAUGUGCGUGGAGCCGAUAUUGCUGAACAAGUAAAAUAUGAGAACCCGUUCCAGAAGGCUAGUGGACUCCAACCGAUAAUUCAUGCGGACUUUGUCACCGACUCAUCGGGUACUGGGCUGGUUCAUCUCGCUCCUGGACAUGGUAUGGACGACUACAACGUUUGCAUGGCGCUCAACGUCCCAGCUUUUGCGCCCAUAGAUGAUGCCGGCGCCUUCACAAAGGAUGCGUUCCCUGAGCAGCCCGAGCUUUUGGAAGGACUACCUGUUGCUGAUAUCAAGAAAUCGGGUAGCAAUGCUGUGUGCAACUAUCUCCAGAAGCUGGACAUGCUCCGAGGCAAGCAGAAUUACCGUCACAAGUAUCCUAUCGACUGGAGAACCAAGGAGCCUGUCAUCACCCGAGCUACUGAGCAGUGGUUUGCCAACGUAGAGAGCAUUAAAGACGCCUCAAUGAAAGCAAUCGCCAAUGUCAAAUUCAUGCCUGAGACUGGUAAAAGUCGUCUCGAGAGCUUCAUCCAAGGACGAAGUCAAUGGUGUAUCUCGCGACAGCGCGCUUGGGGCGUCCCUAUUCCUGCCUUGUACAAGGUCGAAGGUGAUACACUGAAAGCGACUAUGGACUCUGAAGUCAUUGACCAUGUCAUCGAAGUGAUCAAAGAACGUGGGAUCAACGCUUGGUGGACGGAUGCGCAAGACGAUCCAGCCUGGAAGCCGAAGCAUCUUACCGGAACGUAUGUACGUGGUAGAGAUACCAUGGACGUCUGGUUCGAUAGCGGCACUAGCUGGACGCUCCUUCCACAGCAAAGUGACCAACCUGUUGCCGAUGUAUACCUUGAAGGCACCGACCAACAUCGCGGCUGGUUUCAGUCAUCACUCCUCACCCAUGUCGCUACCCAAUCUUAUUCGACCGAGACCGUCAAAGCACCGUACAAGACCCUGAUCACUCAUGGCUUCACACUCGACUCCAAUGGUCGUAAGAUGAGCAAGUCUCUCGGUAACGUCAUCUCUCCAAUGCAAAUCAUGUCGGGCGAGCUCCUUCCACCCGUCAAGCGGAAGAAGCAAAAGGGCGUCAAGCAGGACCCUGCGGCAAAGAACACGCCAACAUACGAUGCCAUGGGCGCCGAUGCUCUCCGCCUCUGGGCCGCAAGCAGCGAUUACACACGCGAUGUCACAAUCGGCCAGCCCGUCCUCAUGUCCGUGAACCAAGCUCUACACAAGUAUCGUGUUACCUUCAAAUGGCUACUGGGCAUCUUCUCCCUACCAUCUUGUCCGCCACCCUUUGCCUCCUUCAACGACCUCACACUCAACAUAACCAACUUCAAGGAACUCACAGAUCGCCUGGCCGUCCAUCGACUGGUACAAGUCAGCGCGGAAGUGCACAAUCAUUUCGGCAAAUACGAGUUCUUCAAGGGUGUCAACGCGAUCAACAAGUACAUCUCAAUGGAUCUCAGCGCAUUCUACUUCGAAACACUCAAAGACCGGGUUUACACUAGCGAUAAGCAUGAUUGCGAGACACUUCAGCGCGUUCUGGGACUUAUCUUCUAUGAGCUAUUGCAGAUGCUUGCUCCAGUCUGUCCAUUACUUGUUGAAGAAGUCUGGGAUCAUGUCCCAGAUGAGCUCAAAGAAAAGAGUAGUCAUCCUGCACGUGCGGUUUGGUCGCCUCUCCCCGCGCUCAGGGAAUCUGAAUCGGCUAGUCUAGAGUCUAUGAUUGAUACUACUAGUACACUGGGAGCAGCGAUCAAGAUUGCACAGGAGCGCCUCCGUGCGGAUAAGAAGAUCGGUUCGAGUCUCGAGAGCGCAGCUACCAUCUAUCUACCAUCAUCCAACGCCGAGAAACUUCACGCGGAGUUCUCGGCUUGUAUGCAGCCUUCUACUCCCAAGCUCGCUGACGUCGAAACUCAACUUGCUGGUCUUUUCGUUAUCAGCGAGGUUAACCUCCGUAUGCUGUCUGAUUCUACCGCUUCUGCGAACGACGUCUUCACAGCAGAGGAUCCCGACGUGAUGAAGCAGCAGUCGCAGUGGUGUGAGGAAGAAGUACUCUCGAGCGAUAGUGAGUCGUUGGGUAAGGCGAGGGUGCUCGUACAUCCGCCUAGUAGGGAGAAGUGUCCCAGGUGUUGGCGCUUUGUGAAGGAGGUGAAGGAGGACGUUUGUGGGAGGUGUGGGGACGUUGUUUCGCAGCAGGGCGGUGUAUAG